This is a messenger RNA of Meloidogyne enterolobii, 1648 nucleotides long. NCBI's taxonomy places the organism in Eukaryota, Metazoa, Nematoda, Chromadorea, Rhabditida, Meloidogynidae. The record is from the annotation of a GenBank genome assembly.
UUGUUAUUAUAAAAAUUAUUAUUUAAUUUUCAUAUGUUCAUUCCACUUUUCUCCUUUUAAAAUGAACCGUUAUCUUUUUAAUAUUUUUGUCCCCUUACUAUUAUUUUUUAAUUUUAUUAAAGGAGAUUAUAAGCCUGAUUGGACUUCGAUUGAUUCUCGCCCUGUGCCUCUUUGGUUUGACGAUGUAAAAUUCGGAAUUUUUUCGCAUUGGGGAGUUUAUUCAGUGCCUGCUUUUGGUUCAGAAUGGUUUUGGUAUUACUGGAAAGGAACAAAAGAUCCAGCAUACCAACGUUUUAUGGAAAAUCAUUUUCCAAAUGGCACUACAUAUGCAGAUUUUGCCAAAAUGGAUUUUGAUGCUCAACAAUUUGCUGAAAUUAUUAAAGCUUCGGGAGCUCGUUAUUUUGUGUUGACUUCUAAACAUCAUGAAGGCUUUACUCUGUGGCCGAGUUCAACCAGUUGGAAUUGGAAUUCUGUUGAUAUUGGUCCUCAUCGGGAUUUGGUGAACGAAUUGUCUGUUGCUGUACGUUCUAAGGGUGUUCAUUUUGGGUUAUACUUUUCUAUGUUUGAUUGGUUCCAUCCGUUAUAUUUGAGAGAUAAGGAGACAAAAGGCUAUGAAUUUCCGAAGACUGUUUCGAUUCCGCAGUUGUGGGAAAUUGUUAAUAAUUAUCAUCCUGAAGUGAUUUGGAGUGAUGGGGAUUGGGAACAAUCGGAUGAAUAUUGGCAUUCAAAAGAAUUUCUUGCUUGGCUUUAUAAUAAAAGUCCCGUGAAAGAUGUUGUUGCUGUAAAUGACAGAUGGGGAAAGGGAAUGGCUGGACAUCAUGGAGGUUUUAUGACUUAUGCUGAUCAUUACGAUCCUGGACAUUUGCAACCACGAAAAUGGGAGAAUUGCAUGACUCUGGAUAAGCGUUCUUGGGGAUAUCGUCGAGAUAUGAAGCCCUCAGAUGUCCAUUCUUUAAAUGAUUUAAUCACACAACUUGCCCGUACAAUUUCUUGUGGUGGAAAUUUGUUGUUAAACGUUGGUCCAACAUCUCACGGACAAAUCGUCCCAAUCUUUGAGGAACGUCUCAGACAAUUAGGCCAAUGGAUUGGAAUUAAUCAAGAAGCUAUAUAUGGAAGUAAACCUUGGAUACAUCAAAGCGAUGGGGAUUAUAUUUGGUAUACCAGUAAAGUUUUGGACAAUUCGGGUAUGGAUCCUCACAGACUUUACAAUCAACAACAUAUGCAUAACACUGUGAUUUAUGCUUUUGUUCUUCGCAUUCCUCGUUUGGGUCGUUUUCAAUUGGAUUCGGUUAAGAUUACCGACAAGACUAGAGUUUCGAUUCUGGGUACUUCAAUCAAAGUUCCAUACAAAAAGACAGCACCAACUUUGUGGGUAGAUUUGAGCCCAAUUCAAUGGCAGGAUUUUCCUAGUGUUGAAGCUAUAGUUUUAAAAAUUGAAUAUGCUGCUACCUCUAAUGCUCAGCCGUUCAUUGAUCUCGUGCACAAUAACAACACAAAUUCCGCGCGCAGUGAAAGGAUUAACACGAGUCGUUCUUCUCUUUCAUCUUCCUCCUCCUCUACAUCUGAUGAAGAGAAUGAUGAUGAUGUUGAGAGAGAGCCAAAUUUGGCGUCAAUUGUUGGUGAGCGAGAUUGGGGAACAGAGUUUUGA